This is a messenger RNA of Manis pentadactyla (Chinese pangolin), 1596 nucleotides long. RefSeq names its product olfactory receptor 10C1. Gene Ontology annotation, biological process: G protein-coupled receptor signaling pathway. Gene Ontology annotation, molecular function: G protein-coupled receptor activity; olfactory receptor activity. Gene Ontology annotation, cellular component: membrane. NCBI's taxonomy places the organism in Eukaryota, Metazoa, Chordata, Mammalia, Pholidota, Manidae. The record is from RefSeq and is a predicted model, not a curated record.
AUGGAGACUGCAAGCAGGUACCCAGAUCUGGCUCCCAUGGGACAAAAAAAAAUCAGAAGAGAUGUGAGCAGGAUAUAUACAAACAUCUCAGCAUUGAGUGAACCCAUUCUUGAAGGCUUCUCCCAACUGCCCAACCUCUGAGGCUUGCUCUUCUCUCUCUUUCUCAUCAUCUACCUGCUCACCAUGGCAGGCAAUCUCCUCAUUGUGGAGCUUGUCUCAGUUGAUGCCACCCUCCAGUCCCCCAUGCAUUUCUUCCUUUGAAUCCUCUCAGCUCUGGAGAUUGGCUACACAUCUGUCACUGUCCCUUUGCUGCUUCACCAACUCCUCACUUGUCAACUCCACAUUCCUUACUCUGGCUGUGCUCUCCAGAUGUUCUUCUUUUCCAUUUGUGCCACUGAGAGUUGCCUCCUGGAAGCCAUGGUCUAUGACCAUUGUGCAGCCAUUUGCGAACCCCUUUGCUACCCCCUUCUGCUAAGCCAUCAGGUGUGUCUAUGCCUAGCUGGGUCAGUAUGCGCCUGUGGAGCAACGGGCCUGGGCCAUACCUCUGUCAUCUUCUCCUUGCAUUGUGGCCCUAAUGCCAUCUCACACUUCUGUGAGAUCCAGGCCACGGUGCAGCUGUUAUGUAGAGACACCUCACUCAACAAACUGCAGACAAUCCUGGCUGCUGGCCUCAUGAUCCUGAUCGGCCUCAUCCUGGGCUCCUAUGGCUGUGUCCUGACUACUAUCUUCUAGAUCCCAUCUGCUGCUGGCCGCCACAAGGCCUUCUCCAUCUGCUCCUCCCACCUGGUGUGGUUUAUCUCUUCUAUCUUUUAUCUUUACCUUAUCUUUGUCUACAUCUGACCUAAGGCCAGCUAUGAUCCAGUCACUGGCCCUCUGCGCUCUGUCUUCUAUGCCGUGGUCACCCCCAUCCUCAAUCCCAUCAUCUAUAGCCUGCAGAACACUAAUGUCAAGGCUGCCCUAAAGAAAACCAUCCAGGCGGAGCCAACAUGGCGGCUGCUCCAGAAACAAUAUGACUUCUUCUGGGACCUGCUUGACUCGGCGCGGCCGGACCACGUCAAGCGGCACCCGAACAGGGACCUGAAGGAGAGGGAGAAGGUGAGGGCCACCACGUCGAGAAGAGAAAGCCCUGGCCAGGGUAACGAGAGAAGAUGCACAAGAGAAGAGGCGCGCAAGCAAUGUGGAUGUGCAACGCGGACAGUCGCCGCAGACCCAUCUGGAAUAUCUUUCGAAAAGCGGUGGAAUGAAAUUCAGGGCACCCUGAAGCGGCUUACUUUAGCCUUAGAAGCGCAGCAAAAGAUGGGACAGUCGCACCCCAAGAGAAGAGAUUCCCCUACUUUGCGAGACGCAGUUCCGCAGAGCGCUUUUGGUGCUCUGGCAGUCGUCCACCCCUCGCACAGCUUUGGAGGACCCCAGCUGAAGAGCAAGCAGCGGAGCAAGCAGUUCAGCGCAUAUAUUGGGCAUAUGUUCCUGACCCUCCUCUGCUCCAUCCAGUCAGUUGGAAGUCUCCUGAGGACAUCAGAAACAGGAACAAGACGGGUAAAGCCUCGCCCUCGCGCCAACGUGGACGCGCCCUACGCUGCCAUGGAGACCACUUAG